Molecule: messenger RNA, 1851 nt
Organism: Folsomia candida
Lineage: Eukaryota; Metazoa; Arthropoda; Collembola; Entomobryomorpha; Isotomidae
Gene: Jupiter
Product: microtubule-associated protein Jupiter
Exons: 5
Coding region: 524-1264 (246 amino acids)
Cellular component (GO): nucleus
Source: RefSeq, a predicted model, not a curated record
AGCCUCAGUAUCGCAUUUGUCCUCUCACAACCAACUCUCUUCUUCACAGAAUCUGGAAAAACUGCAGUCGUCCAUCUACCAGGCAAUAUCAGCCACCAAUAAUAAACCAAGUCCGGAAAAAGUAGGGAGACGACCAGAAAACUUCCCUUCAUUUCACCAGCCGACGCACUCUCACCCCAACCCUCGUUCCUCGUUCAGUCUAUUUUGAGACGAGUUCGGAUCCGUAGGAGGAAAAUCGCUGCUUUUUUAAAGGCGAAAUCUAAAUUUAAAGUCUGGAAAAGUUUUGUCACUCUCGCUCUCUCUUCCACUUCCACACACAAAGAACAGUUAGUUUUGGACUUGUUUUUCGUGGCUUAUACAGUUCCCUCACAUUCGGUUUUGUUGAACUUGACUUGGAGAGUUGACAACUGCUUGUCUUUGUCACCUUGUCGUUGGAAAACUGUUUGAAAACAAACCAUUCCGUCCAUUUUGUCGCUGAUUUUGCUGAUUUGCCUUCUCGUAAUUCAAAACAAAGUCGCAAACCAUGGCUGCCUACGCUCAUAUUCGUCACAUUGAACUGGACAAGAUUGGAAAUGGAAAGAAAAGAGUUCAAGUGCAACCCCCCGGGGGUGAGUGCCACGACAUAUUUGGGUCCGACGAUUUCGUUGCACUCGAGACGGUGCCGCAUCACAGAAUCACGAGACCACCGGGUGGUGAGUCGAGCGACAUUUUUGGCUCUUCUCCGACCAACACUCCACCCACUACUCCGAGGAAGGUGAAGAAUUACAUGGCUUCCUCCAUCUUUGGCUCGACCGAAGGGCAACAGGUGAAGGCCAGGGUCCGUCCAGAUGGGGACUCUUUUAACCGUCUUUUUGGAGCCAAGGAGGGUGGAGACGUGACUGACUCCCCCAAGAAAGACCACCAGAAGAGCAACAUCAUCUUCAAGGAGGGUGGAAAAGUGAACGGACAUGCCGCCACUAUUGGCGUUGUCGUUCCAAACGGGGAUGCUGGACUUAUCGGAGCGACGAAUGGAAUCUCGGUCGCCAAUGGAACCAAUGGACACACUGUUGCCACCAAUGGCGUUGUGGUCCCAAGCAACGGACAUUACCAUGGAGGUAGUGGCAGCACUGGAUCAUUGUCUGGACCAAGCUCUGGAUCAAGCACUCCGAAUGGAUCGAUCAAUGGGGAUUACAAGAGCAAUGGAAAUGGAUCUACUAACGGAGGAAUGCCGGUUACUCCAUCGCGACGAAUUCCUCCAGGAGGAUACUCUACCAAACUUUGGUAGACACAGGAUUCAAACAGGAUGAUAAUGCCGUUUUCAACACUCCAACGUACGUUUUCAACACGGCAAUCUUGAACACUACUACGAUUACUACUACCACUCACUACUACUUUUUGAAGGAAUAAAAACGACGUCCAAUGUAAACUGAAUUGCUAACUUUAAAAGAAAUCCAAUCUGGAAGACUUGACUUUGUAACAUAAUGUUUGUUAAUUAUUACUUUGAGUACUACUUAUUAGUUACCAAACAUUUUCCAGUGAAGUAAAUAAGUAAUUUGUAGUAUUCCGAUAAGAGUGGCUACUUUGGUCACGCAACAUAUUAUAAAUACAUGAUUAUUACAGUAGCAUAAUACUGUAUCACUAUUAUCAAGAAUAACUGUUAGCUAUAACUAUAAACAUAGCAUCUUAUUAAAAUUCACAGUGUCGAUUCGAAAUUAUGCAUUUUUCAUUGUAAUCUUAUUCAAUUUUAAUCAUAGGAAAUGAAAUGCCACUCGGUCUGGUCUAGAUUAAGUUGAUUUAGAAUUUGUGACUAUUGUGUAUGUGUUUUCUAUGCUGUCUUAAUAAAUGGGUGCUUGAUUUAGAAAAUACAUAACA